AACACGUCUUAUUUGCGCGACCACAGGGUCACAGUGGGAUAUAGUCGUACUGUUCGAAAAAUUUGCAGCUCUUGAAGUCUACAAACGUAUUUCAACAUGUCUACUGCUAUGAAUUUCGGCUCCAAGAGUUUUAAACCUCGAGCUCCCGACAAAGGCGCAUUUCCUCUGGAUCAUUUUGGAGAGUGUAAAGCCUUCAAAGACACAUUCAUGAAAUGUCUGCGAGACAACCACUUUGACAACUCCAAGUGCCGAUUGCAGUCCAAAGACUAUCUGGAGUGCCGGAUGGACCAUCAGCUGAUGGCCAAGGAGCCUCUGGAGAAACUAGGAUUCAGGGACCUGAUGGAUCCUCCUCCCAGCCAGGCGGACAAAGACUCUAAACCCUGAUGCUGCUGCUCCUCAGCUGCUGUUUCCGGAGUGCACAUGUGGAAUCGCUCUGAACUUGCUAUACCCAACUGUUUGGUGUGAAUAAGCUGACGACACAUGUGCUCUUUAGACAUAUGAAAGGCAAAGGCUGCUGUGAGUACAAAGAUGAGAAGAGUGAUUGCAAAGACUCUGAGAAUGCAGCUCCUCCAGGAGGCAGUUGUGGUUUGAUUUGUGGCCUUAGUUUGAGACUACGGAGUACAAACUAAUCCUGUACAUAAAAUGAAAAUGUCUAAUAUAGAGAGAUGCUGUUUCAACAUGUCAAUAAAUGUUUUAUAUUUUAA
This is a messenger RNA of Amphiprion ocellaris (clown anemonefish), 704 nucleotides long. It is a transcript of the gene cox19, whose product is annotated as cytochrome c oxidase assembly protein COX19. The record is from RefSeq and is a predicted model, not a curated record. Lineage: Eukaryota; Metazoa; Chordata; Actinopteri; Pomacentridae. Gene Ontology annotation, biological process: mitochondrial respiratory chain complex IV assembly. The transcript is spliced from 3 exons. Gene Ontology annotation, cellular component: mitochondrial intermembrane space. Bases 97 to 384 code for a protein of 95 amino acids.